AUGCCCAGUGGGGAAGCCAGUCCCAAGAUGGCAGCUUCCUUGGGAGGGAUGUUUGGGGCUCAGCAGCCGGGACCCCCUCCGCCGCCUCCGCCUCCAGGACCCCCCGGGAGCUCGGGACAAGUUGCGUUGCUCCAAACGGCGGCCGGCGGUCCGAGGAACUCUAAUAGUACUUUAGUGGACGAGUUGGAAGCGUCUUUCGAGGCUUGUUUUGCGUCCCUGGUGAGUCAGGACUAUGUCAAUGGCACUGAUCAGGAGGAAAUCCGAACUGGUGUGGAUCAGUGUAUUCAGAAGUUUCUGGAUGUUGCAAGACAAACAGAGUGCUUUUUCCUUCAGAAAAGAUUACAACUGUCUGUCCAGAAACCAGAGCAAGUUAUCAAAGAGGAUGUCUCAGAGUUAAGAAAUGAAUUACAGAGAAAAGAAGCCCUGGUCCAGAAGCAUUUAGCAAAGCUCAGGCACUGGCAACAGGUACUAGAAGAGAUCAACAUGCAACAUAAAAAGCCUGCAGACAUACCUCAAGGACCUUUGGCAUACCUUGAACAGGCAUCAGCUAACAUUCCUGCACCCAUGAAGCAAACAUGACUCUUUGUUGUCUCCAUUACAAAAGGGUUAAACUAAGAAUUUUCUUAUUUGUAAUUUUAAUGGAAUUUGCAAAAUAUUGAUGUACAAAGUAUUUUGUUUAAAAAAAAUUCAACUUUCCCAAAUAUUCUUUUCUUUUUCUAUGUAGAGUUUCUUAAAAUGUAUUUCUAUAAAUUGUCUAAAAGACAUAUUGUUUUUAUAAACUAAAAUUAGUACUGUCUUCAAAGCUUAGUCAGUUGCUUUGUUAUCACUUAGAUGCCUUUUGGUUUUGUCUUAGGGAAAGUGGGUUAUUUGGGCAAAGGUUACUGCCAUUAACACUUAUGGAUAAUUAAAUUGACCAUUUGGAAUUUGUUUUCUGAAGAAAUUUCUAAAAUAUCCCAACUAAAACAUUUUUAUUUGAGAAAAUCCAGAGCCCUCUGUGUUUUAGUUGGAUGUGAGACAUAUACUAGCUUCCCAGAUUUAUUACAGCACAUUUUUGGCCUUCAGUUCACAUAACCAACUUAACCUCUUUCCAUGGACUGCCAUUUAUUCGAUAAUAUAUAUUUGAGUGUAGUCUGAGGGGAAGAAAGCUAUUCUGGGAAGCAGAUCUAGAUCAGAUCUAGAUCUGAUUCCCUUACUACUAAGAGGGCUCACUAUGGCAGAAGGCAGGUGUGCCUAAAUUCAGAGCGGUACAGUAAAUGUGUCCGUGCCUGUCUCAGAGAGAUUUGAUGAUUGUAAAUACUUUGGGGCUCUUUGAAAAGAAGAUCCUGUGGAAACGUGUUUUUACUAAGAACAAAUAAAAAGACCAUGAAAUCCCAGGGUUAUUGUGACUAGAGAGUAUUAACACAGUGAUUGAUAGUGAUUGAUCCUUAAGUAAUAGGAUAGGUUAAAAUUAGGAUACUGGGCAAUGAAUCGUCAGCCUUUACUGGCAGGGCUUCAGGGGCUGUAGCCAAAAGGAAGGGCAUGUUUACCUUUUCUGCAGGGCAAAACAAAAGCAUGGGUAUCACGUCUCUAAGAGAAGAAAUAAAGCAGACUGUCUUACCAGUGCCCAUUCUACAUAAUGAAAAAAGAAAGAAAAUAAAAGAAAAACCUUUUUCUGUAAAUAACAUGUCAGAAUUCUGUAUGGUGACCAAUAGCUGCAUUUUUAAAAAUCUCUCCUGGAUCUCUGUGUUUUAGCUUAUAGAACACAUUUUUUUCUUUUAGGCAUAAGUAUACAAAAGCAUUUUCUGCUAAAGUGAAAAUCUAAUCGUGCGCCACUUUCCCAAUGAUCACCUUAUCCAUUCCCAGCCUCUGCCUUGAAUAGUGACAUCAGCUUUCUGCUGAAAAACACAUAAUAGAACCAUUUUGACUUAUCAGUUGUUGGCUUUAUUCAGAGCAAAGACUUGAAAACUGGCAGUACAGGAAGAUUCAUUAUCUCAGCAGGUAACACAGUACAUAGAGUAAACGACAUCUACUGGAAUUAGAGUUUCACGGAGCACCAUUUAGGCCAGCACCAAAGGGCUGAGGUUAUUUUGUGUCAUAAGAGUUGUAUUGGGUCCUGUCAAAUCCCAUAGCUCUGCCAGGUGCAAAGUGAAUUUAAUGAAUAAACGAAGAGUUUGUAAAAACUAGUACAUCUAAUGCUAUGAAAUAGCCCACUGGUUCAAAUGGGACCACAUUCACCCAGAUCCAUUUACCCUUUGAAACACAGAGCUCCCCUUUAAAUCUACAGAAGUUCCAUGCAGUGAGGCCACAAUGAGAUAAAUGGAUCUAAAGCCACUAUGCCUAUCAAUAAGCUUCCUGUCAAUGAAAAUUCCUUUUAUCCCUUUUGCUACUGAUGACAUGCCACAGUAAAUAUGUUAUCUUACAGAAAAAUCAUUUCUAGUCAAGUCACUCUUCUAAAAGUCAAAUACUUGCUUCUAGACCAGCAAAACCACAUAUAAAGCCAACUACACAAUUCACAAAGACUGGCAUUCUGUAAAGGUUGGUGAACACCAAAAAUGUGACAAUAAAACCCAUAUGGAAAGUUUCACUAUGAGUGCUUUCUGGUUAACACUGAAUAAAUAA
Trichosurus vulpecula (common brushtail) is the source of this 2598-nucleotide messenger RNA. RefSeq names its product mediator complex subunit 28 (gene MED28). The record is from RefSeq and is a predicted model, not a curated record. Gene Ontology annotation, cellular component: mediator complex. The transcript is spliced from 4 exons. Lineage: Eukaryota; Metazoa; Chordata; Mammalia; Diprotodontia; Phalangeridae. Bases 1 to 579 code for a protein of 192 amino acids.